Oryzias melastigma (Indian medaka) is the source of this 1192-nucleotide messenger RNA. RefSeq names its product Rac family small GTPase 2 (gene rac2). The transcript is spliced from 7 exons. Gene Ontology annotation, molecular function: GTPase activity; GTP binding. The record is from RefSeq and is a predicted model, not a curated record. Lineage: Eukaryota; Metazoa; Chordata; Actinopteri; Beloniformes; Adrianichthyidae. Gene Ontology annotation, biological process: small GTPase-mediated signal transduction. Bases 118 to 696 code for a protein of 192 amino acids.
AGGAGGGAGGGAGGUGUGCAACCGCUUCCUGUAGUUGCAUGCUCAUCUGAGCUCCUUAACCUUCCUCUCUGAGUCGGUUUCUGUCAAGAGUGGAGAGCUCAGGCGAAGCGUAACAAGAUGCAAGCCAUCAAAUGCGUGGUCGUUGGAGAUGGAGCUGUGGGUAAGACAUGUCUUCUCAUCAGCUACACAACCAAUGCUUUCCCCGGGGAGUACAUUCCUACUGUGUUUGACAACUACUCAGCUAAUGUGAUGGUGGACAGCAAGCCUGUAAACCUGGGCCUGUGGGAUACAGCAGGACAGGAAGAUUACGACAGGCUCCGCCCACUGUCCUACCCACAGACGGAUGUUUUCCUGAUUUGUUUCUCUCUGGUGAGCCCUGCAUCUUAUGAAAACGUCAGAGCCAAGUGGUACCCAGAGGUUCGCCACCACUGCCCUUCCACGCCCAUCAUCCUGGUGGGCACCAAGCUGGAUCUGAGGGAUGAGAAAGAUACCAUCGAGAAGCUGAAGGAGAAGAAGCUGGCACCGAUCACCUACCCACAAGGCCUUGCUCUGGCUAAGGAGAUUGAUGCAGUGAAGUACCUGGAAUGCUCAGCCUUGACCCAGCGUGGCCUGAAGACCGUGUUUGAUGAAGCCAUCCGGGCCGUGCUUUGCCCUCAGCCGGCCAAAGUCAAGAAGAGAGGCUGCUUAAUGCUGUAAAUGAUUCACUCAGGACCACAGAGGAGUGAGAAGAAGACUGGUAGACAUUCAAACUGUGGAUGUUGGGUUUGAAUGAGACUUUGCAAUAACAUCUCUACUAGAAGGUUUCAGAACGUGUCCACUUGUUAAAAGCAAUAUACCUUUGCUUCCUUAUUUACGUUAAGACUGUAUUAACCUGCUUUGAUUGGUCUGUUAUGUGUGUGCAUUGAAAAUGCUGUAGAAAAUUUGUGAUGUAAAAGAUUGGGAGCAAGAAUAAAAGACUAGCUUUAUAAAAAAAGAGAAAAAAUGGAUUUAUAAAGAAAAGCAUUGUGAAAUACAAUUUUUGGCGCAUUCAAUCAGUGUUUUAAUAAAUUCAUGUUAUGCUGAACCAUAAAAAGAGGAGAAAAUGUAUUUGCGACAUGACAGAAUGCAACAGAAUCUUGCUUUAAAUACAAACAUGAUCAUUAUUAUUUGUUGUAAUAUUGAAAUAAAAUAUACUAUAACAUAAUCAUGCUCA